Messenger RNA from Coregonus sp. 'balchen', 4135 nucleotides. The record is from the annotation of a GenBank genome assembly. Lineage: Eukaryota; Metazoa; Chordata; Actinopteri; Salmoniformes; Salmonidae.
AUGUUUAGACGCAUGAAUCGCGAGGAACACUUUUCUGGUGUGCAGACGCAUCCAUCCACUCCCCCCGGGCAUGGAGUGGCCUCUCUCCAGCAACCAAACCAGGAGCGCUCGUGGAUGGGCAUGUUCUCCGUGGUUUCUAGGCCUGCCCUUUCAUUUCUGCAAAAGUAUAUACCAUGGCGCCCUAGGACUCCUGCCCUGCCUGACAAUGUGACAGGGUGGGUCAGUGGGGAUUUCAAACAAAACUUUGUAGAGGCAGAAAGUUCAUUUUUAGGACAACUUGACGAUGUCUUGUCUGGAACGCAACACCGUGCGCACCACCUAUCGUACCUGCAAUACCAGCAUGGUAGCCCUGGGCUAACAGCGUCAGAUAAUAGUACUCCGAGUUGGUUGACAGCAGAUUCUCUUUGCGAGUUAGGGAUUCAAAAUGCUGCUGAAAUUGACUUAAAUAUAAGGCAACAAACUCCGGUAGGAUACCUCGCAAUCGCGAGAGGUUUUCUCAGUAAUGUUUUGUUGAACGCAGCGUCGGCUCAGGAAAUGAAACACACCGAGCAAGGGCAUGUCCUCGGCGGGGACAGUUGGUCAUCAGACGCGGUGUCAGCCAGAGAAAAUAGUACCGCUGGUAACUGGUGGGGUGGACUUUGGGGAACCGGUAGCGCUCAAGGGUGGCUGUCAAAAUUGUCGUGGAGCAAAGAGUGCACUGGGGCAAACAAUCAAAACAGCAACGGCCAUUGUUUUCAACCGGAGUGUGGUACAAAGGCUACCGUUACCAAGCCAACAUGGCUGUUGGUACAGUGCGAAGAUUGCGAAAGCACUGGACCCUCCUGCCACAAAGAGGAGCCAACGGACAAUGGAAUCCUUCAGACGGCCACCUGGCCAGAAGCUCUCCCUUGCCCUGACAGUCUCUCAUUAGAUCACCAGGAAACAGUCAGUAUCAGUGAUAAUCUUGUCAGUGUUGGAGCUGUCACUGCCUGCAGUGAGGUGGCAGUUCUGACCCCUGACCAGGAUAAUGGCUAUUCCAGUCUGGAAGAAGAACACUCCACCUCCAGACUGUACAUGUUGAGGCCUCACAUUGAAGAGCUACAGGGGAUCACAGAGAUGAAGGAAGAGACCAUCACGCCUGACACACCAACACAGGGGAGAUCUGAAGAGAGCGGGCCAGAGAGGGAGGCAUCCAAGCAGAGAGAAGGUGGUGAGACUGCUGCCAGUGGAGGGAUGGAAUUAGAGGAGGAAGAAGUUGAGGACUCCGACAUCUCAGACUCCGAGGAAGAGGAAACGGCGGCUGAGGAUCCAUCAGUGUCUGCCGCCGCUCUGCCCCCCUCCACCCCCCAGUGCAGUAACAAGGCCAUCGCCUACAUCAUGGGCAGCCCCUUCAGCGACGACAGCCAAUCAGACGACUCAUUCAGCGAGGAGGAUGACGAUGGUUUCGACAGUGAGGGCUCGUCAGACUUCUCAAAUUCCGAGGUGUUGGAUGACGAUGAUGAAGAGGAGGAUGACUCUGAGACUGAGAGACUUUGGAACUCACUGUGCCAAAGCAGGGACCCCUACAACCCCCAAAACUUCACCGCCCUCCUCAACACCACCCCCAGGACCACCCCCUCCACCUCUACAGCCACCACAGACUGCUCCCCUCACACCUCACCCCCAGAGCAACCCCCCUCUCCCCUCUCUUUUUCUUCCCCCUCUCCUGCGGAGGGGUUUGACUCUGAGUCCAGCAGCAGUGAGGUGGAUGAGGCUGAGAGCCUGAGGCUGUGGGACUCCUUCAGCAACACCUCAGACCCCUACAGCCCCUUCAACUUUCAGGCCCUGCUCAGGACUAGAGAGCUAGCCGGGACCGGGGAAAAAGCAGGGACAGGGGCGCGCUGUAAGAGGAGCAGCAAGACAACCCCCCGUCAUGGACAGGGCCAGGGACAGAGCCACUCACCCCCCCAGUACAGGAAGGAGGAGGCAGAGGAGAGACUAGACAGUGGCUUCUCAGAGACCCUUCCCACCCCAGAGAUCACCACCACAGGCUGCGUCACAGUCAAAAAGGUCAGUAGGCCUAAAGAAAGCCACACACUCCUUGUUAUUCAUAUGUUCCUCAUUCUGUUUUUAUAAAAUGGUAGGUCUAUUCUUACAUUAUAUCAGUCACAUUGUCAUCCAUGGACAUUGGUCGCUCACAUGACUGUAGUAAAAUGUGAGAACCUGGCAAUGACUCCUAAAAUUGAUUGAUUGUCCCACUCAGCAGUCAGACACUGCUGGAGGCCAUUUGUUAAUGAGUCGCUGAAGAGGAAGCAUUGUUUUAUCUCCUGUAGUGUAUUUACAUACUGCCUCAACACAGUCUGAUGGUGCCAGCUGGUUUUCCUGACUCCAUGACUGGCUUGAUGUGACCAGAGUUUUUCUAGAUCACUUAGGCUCAUGUGGUCUGGAAAGACGUGUGCCCCCCAUUCAUAAAAAAAAAUAUAUAUAUAAACAAAUAAUUGGAGCUCAUUGUUCAAACUCCUUAUCCAACGUGGUUAUCACACAGUCUUUGGACUGGAUUGUUGUGGGACAAUUCUGACCUUACCACAUUCUCUAACUGAUGGAUUUAGAACAUUGGAGUCUAUUAGUCACUCAGCAUACAGAAAGGGGAGGAGUGAGGGUGGGUGUAAAUGCUUUCUCCAGUAGCUGUGCAUUAGCUUUUCUGUUUUUAUGUGUAAGUAUUCCUGUCUGACUGCGAGUGAUGUAAACCUAUGCAACAACCCUUUCCCCCUCUCUCCUUUGAUCAGCAUAUUUACACCAGGGACACCAGAGUCCGAGAGGCUGGGUGCACUUAGUGAAAACCUCUAGAGCUCUGUAUAAUGUAAUAAAACGUUUUUCAGUUUGACAUUCCCAUUGAAAUGUGCUGUAAUGCUAUGACUGUUCAGUCAGUCAUAGGGCUGUAGCUAAAGCAGCACAUUGACCGCUGUUAGACAGAUGUGAGUGAAGGCUCUAGCUAAAGCAGUAGUAAUACUGUAACAGUACAACGUAGGUAAAUAGCACAGAGCUGUGAAACGUGCCUGUCCCAGUCAGUAAAAUGGAAGAUAAUCACCAUGAGAGUAGACCUAGUCAUCCAUGAGCACAAUCCCACUGCUGUCUUUGAUAUGGUCUGGCUGUAUUCUCCAUGCCCUUUGUAUUACAUUAUCCCCCUAUUAAAAGCACACAACUGCCAUGUUACUUAGCAACGGUGAUAACUGAGCAAGAGCUAGGGAGGGAAAGAUCGAGAAAAUCAGAUUUUUUCUUCUAUGGCUCGAAGCGCUGGCUCUUAACGUUCUCGCAACGCUUCCACAAUGUUCUCCCAACCCUCCAGCCCAUGCCGAGCAGAUUUCAGUGUCUUCCAUCUGUAAUAACCUCCACUCUGAUAGUGUAUGCUGGUACUGGUAGCCUCAGUCUCCAAGCCUCAGUAGGCUGCCGCUUCUGGAGGAGAUGUAUUGUCUCUGUGAUGAGCUAUGGGCCAUCCAUCACACAGCCAUUUCAUGGUGCUACCAGUUCGAUCCCCCCCCCAGUGAUGCUCUAGGGGUAUAAAUCUCAAUCAUUUCAUGGUUCUUAGAUGGCCUAGUUGAGUUUCUUAACUGGAUUAGGAGUGACAUUUGAAAAAAUGCAGAGAGCAGUGGAGCACGUGUGUUUUUCAUUAUGUGUGUGAAUGUCAGGGUUAGGUCUACCGUUUAAAAUGGAAGUGUCUUUUUUGGUGGGGGGCAUAAUUGUAGGUUUGAGUUUUGGAUGCUUUAUGCACUGCAGUUUCUCCUUUCACAAUAUUGAGUUAACCUAGUUUGCUUUGGAUAUUUCCUUUAGUUAUGCUUAGGCAUUUAGCUACUACUUCUGUGUCCAGCUGAAAUGUAGUCUAGUGAGUUGUAAAGUUUACCUCUGUGUUCAUUCUAUCUGGCCUGCAGAUGUUUCAGUGAGAAGGUUCUAGUCUGUGGUGAUGUAUGUAGUUCUCUCUCACCAGGUGGGUUUCCGUGACGAGGUGGAUGAGUUCUACGCCAGCGAGGACGAUGAGGACCGGCGUGGGCCAUGGGAGGAGCUAGCCAGAGACCGCUGUCGCUUCCUCCGCCGUGUUCAGGAGGUGGAGGAGAGCAUUGGCUACAUCUUCAGCCCCACCUUCCGCCUCACAGUCUACCAGAGACUACAGCACCACAGCUGA